Messenger RNA from Actinia tenebrosa (Australian red waratah sea anemone), 1363 nucleotides. RefSeq lists its product as uncharacterized. NCBI's taxonomy places the organism in Eukaryota, Metazoa, Cnidaria, Anthozoa, Actiniaria, Actiniidae. The record is from RefSeq and is a predicted model, not a curated record.
UUAUCUAAAAAAGAGCUAGGAGAUAUUUUGUGAAAAUGGCUGAGCAAUCAAGAAGGUUUGUGUCUCUAGACAAACCUAUAGACAAGUUUAUCGAAGACCAAAAAAAAGCAGAAACAGUCUUUCGAAGACACGAAGAGAUGUAAGUUUGCUGACUGAGUUUCUCAACUCCAAAAAUGAAAUGAGAAGAGUCGAGGAAAUCCCGCCAGAAGAGGUUAUUGAAGUAUUAUUGAAGACAGCCAGUUUGAACAAGUGAGACAAGCUUUAGAAGCUCGAAGUAAAGAACUCAAAAAAGAAGGCAAAGGAAACAAGCCGAACGCAGCAGAAGCUCUUACCGAUGAAGAAGUAAACAUUUUAUACGAUAAAAAAUUACUUGGAAUUUCAAAUGCUGAGGCUAGCUUUGCUAAACACAAUGUGGUUUAUGAACACCAAUCAGUUUGGAUUAAGGGGAUGUGACGAGCACCGUCGUAUGAAGUGGGGAGACAUUCAACUGCUAACAGAUGUGAAUGGAGCUGAAUAUUUAGAAUAUUCAGAGCGACAAACAAAAACAAGGACCGGAGCCGAUACGAGAAAUGUCAGAACAGUAAAACCUAAAGCUUUCAGUUUUGCAAACGCUUCGCCGGACAGAGAUCCAGUGUUUGUUUACAAGUUAUAUUCUGAGAAAAGACCUAGCUCAAUGAAGGAUAGUGAUUCACCGUUUUAUCUUGGUAUUAAUCAUACUAAGAACCCUACAGAUAAACCAUGGUUCAAGGCCAGUGCAAUGGGAGUCAACCAGUUAAAUAGUUUAAUGAAAACUAUGGCAGACAAAGCAGGCUUUGAUGAAAAGCGAAGACUUACCAACCAUAGCGCAAGAAAAACUAUGAUGCAAAAACUGAAUGACAACAACAUCCCGCCAACUCAUAUAAUGCUGUUAUCUGGUCACAGAAACGUUCAACAGAACAAACGAACAACAGAAAAACAUGUCUUUGAUUCUGAGUGGAAAAACUACAAGUACGUCUACAGAAAAAAGGCCAGUGUCGAGUUUACAAAGUGAAGUGGGCACCGAGUGCCGUGAAUCUUCAUUCAUGAAAAGUUCUAGUUUCCCUGCAGCAGGCCCAUUCAGUGGCGCAGUUUUUCACGGAGGACAGUUUAACAUAACAAUGAACACUUUAAACAAGUCGCCAACUUCCACCGAUAACUCAUUCAAAUCAACAGAGUCAACACGUAGCUUCAAACGCAUCAAGCGUGUGUUUGAAUCGUCAGACGAAGACAGCCCUCCGCUUUAACAAGCUAAGUUAAGACUUCAUUGACCUACCGAUUUUGGAUGCUUAUUUCGUUAUUUUCAAAUGAACAGUUUCAUAUUUAGCUUAGAAUUUAAACGUUUUGC